UGGACAUCGUCUAUGGAGGAUCCGCUGGACUUGUUGCUUUUAAAGUACAUUUAGCUGUUAAUCGAGUGAACUAUUAAUGCUCCUACUUUUCAGGUCGGGCAAGGAAUCAUGAAUAAGGUUGUUUUGGUGACGGGAGCAAACAGUGGCAUUGGCCUGGCACUGUGUGAGCGCCUCCUCUCACUGGACACAGAGGGUCUCCAGCUGUGUCUGGCCUGCAGGAACAUGCAGCGGGCUCAGGCAGCUCGCUCUGCCCUCCUGGCCUCUCACCCUAAUGCCCAGAUAGCUCUCCUGCAGAUGGACACCAGCAGCAUCACAUCGGUAUUCAGCGCUGCUCAGGAAAUUAAACUGAGGUACAAUCGUCUGGACUACAUCUACCUGAAUGCAGGCAUCAUGCCAAACCCACAGUUUGAUUUAAAAGCCUUCUUCAGAGGCCUCUUCUCAAGAAAAAUCAUCACCAUGUUUGCCACGGGUGAGGGAAUUCUGACACAGAAAGAUUGUAUCACCCCUGACGGGCUGCAGGAAGUUUUUGCAACCAAUCUCUUUGGCCACUUUUUACUAAUCAGGGAGCUGGAACCAGUCCUGUGCCAUGCUGGCUGGUCCUCCCAGCUCAUCUGGACCUCCUCCAGUAACGCUCACCGCUCAGCUUUUAACUUAGACGAUAUUCAGCACCAGCAAGGCACCCAACCCUACAGCUCCUCUAAAUACGCUUCUGACCUGCUCAGCCUGGCGCUGAACACACACCUUAACAAACAGGGUUUGUACUCAUCUGUCAUUUGUCCUGGGUUUGUGAUGACAAAUUUGACCUACAGGAUCCUGCCCUCCUUCCCAGCAUUCCUCUGGACCCUGCUCAUGCCUAUUUUUUGGCUUAUUAGAAUGUUUACCAAUACAUUCACUCUGACGCCUUAUAAUGGAGCAGAAGCUCUGUUUUGGUUAUUUAAACAAAAGCCAGAAUCACUCGACCCUCAAGCCAAGUACCACAGCUUAACAUCAGGGUUCGGUAGCAAUUAUACACAACCACGAAAGAUGGACAUUGAUUUGGAAACAUCAGAAGCUUUGUAUGAGAAACUGCUGCAGAUGGAAUGUGACGUGAGGAAGAAACUAAAAGACAAACAGAAUCAAUCUCAGCAUGGUCACAAUAGUCCUGUGUCCUUAAGAUGAAUGUAACAUAAUAGAAAUUAAAACGUCAGAUAUGUUGGGAUUAUCUUGGAGCAGUAUGCACUCUGUAAAACCGAACAAGUUGAAAAUACUCAGAAUUUUUGUUGAAACUGAUUACAUCAAAGCUUUAAAGUAGUGGGAAUACAUUUUGGAGUAUGGCCCAACUAAAAAUCUAUAUUUUACACUGUUAUCCCAAAUGAGUUAAUAUAAGCUCAAAAUAUUAGAGGCAGCUGAUUAUGUUGAUUUUUAAAGUAAUAUUCACAGAAAGAAACUGUAUUUGUUUCGUAGUAGCUACUUAGCAAUUUAAGUGAUAUCAAGUCAAUUUUACUCAUACAUUUAACCUACACGUUUUUCUCUUAUGUCUAUCGUAUAUAUCUUGAACAUUCAUGCCACCCAAAGAAGGCAAACUUCAGUGACUGUAAGUGAAAACUGAAAUGUGCACUCUACAUCAGGAAGUCCUCUUCCAUCAUGUUCAGUACACCAUCCACUGUAUACUGGGGUUGCUCCCUACAGGUGGGACCAGUGGCAGAUUAAGCCAUUUUGAGGCCCUAGGUGAACACUGGCAGAGGGCCCUUCACAUCCAUUCUCCCCCCUUUUAAAUUCUUAUUCAUCAGAGAAAGACCGAUGUAACGAUGUGAAUCCAACCAUAAAUGACAGUUAAGCUUUGUUUGUUUUGAAUAGAAAUGUCAAAGCAGGUUUCCAAAUUUACCAUUUGGGGACUCUAAAAGGACGUAUGGUAACCAAAUCACAUCAGAGAAUACACAAUUUUUAUGUUUAUUUCAAUGAAAAAUGACAGUUUACUAAGAUAAAAAGAAAUCUGGGCUCCAUUUAGAUUUCUUUCUCUUCUGGUCAUGUUUUACAAACCAAAAUCUCUCAAAAAAUGACCAAAUUUAUUUAUUUGCUAAUAUUUUGUUAAAAUUAAUUGUGAAAUAUUAGGUAAAAUAACAGUCACAACAACUGACUUGUUUUGGUGUUUUUCAUGUGAUUUUUUUAAGAGAUAUAAGUCACACUAAUGUUAACAUGUUAUUUACAUUUUAUCAUUUGCAGCUGGCUUUUAUGCCACAACAACAUGAACAAGUUUUACUUGACACUUUUAGCUUUUAAUGAGUGUGUUAACUCCUUAGAAUUCCAAAUGGGUGGCCAGGCCAGUGCAGGAGACACGGUUAAUUUUUUAUUCCCCAGGCAAUUGUAUUGUAUAUUCUUUUACAUCUCCUGCCUAGGGACCACAAAUGAAAAUUAGCUUUAUAGUUAAUUCUGGCUUGUCAGUUUUGUUUUACAUGGCCCCUGUCAAAUAAACUAAUAAACUCAUCUAAUUACCUACCUUUGCCUUAAGGUAAAAUCCAGGAGACCUGUCUGACUGAGUCAGUAACUUCACUCAUGGUGCAAAAGAGUCUAAUGCCCAGCGGCAUUCUGGGAAAACUGCAGAUUUAGGGGAUGAUUCUUCAUUAUAUGUCAUUGCAUGUGAAUAUGAUGACAAAAAAUAGUUACAGUUAUUACUUAAAGCUAAUUCUGUCUGUCAGAAAAAUAGAGCUGAAAUUGCUAUUUUGGAUUUUUAAACUUAAGUCAAUAUUUUAACAACCAUCAACUGUUCGGUCUGACAGUGCACAGCUGUGCAGCGUCAGAGCAUGUAUUUAUUUUGAGCUUUACACAACAGAAGGUAUCCUGGUCAAAGAAGACAAGUGAGAUCAAAUGAAGUUUGUUUAUUGUCGGUUUCAUCCAUAUCAUCGUCAGCUGUAACGGCAAAUGUGGUGGGAAGAAUGGUUGUACAA
Messenger RNA from Cheilinus undulatus (humphead wrasse), 2924 nucleotides. RefSeq names its product hydroxysteroid (17-beta) dehydrogenase 7 (gene hsd17b7). Gene Ontology annotation, molecular function: estradiol 17-beta-dehydrogenase [NAD(P)+] activity; 5-alpha-androstane-3-beta,17-beta-diol dehydrogenase (NADP+) activity; 3-beta-hydroxysteroid 3-dehydrogenase (NADP+) activity. Bases 109 to 1158 code for a protein of 349 amino acids. The record is from RefSeq and is a predicted model, not a curated record. The transcript is spliced from 9 exons. Gene Ontology annotation, cellular component: endoplasmic reticulum membrane. Gene Ontology annotation, biological process: cholesterol biosynthetic process. NCBI's taxonomy places the organism in Eukaryota, Metazoa, Chordata, Actinopteri, Labriformes, Labridae.